Molecule: messenger RNA, 1271 nt
Organism: Tupaia belangeri chinensis (Chinese tree shrew)
Lineage: Eukaryota; Metazoa; Chordata; Mammalia; Scandentia; Tupaiidae
Product: protein disulfide-isomerase-like protein of the testis
Exons: 9
Coding region: 237-1271 (344 amino acids)
Biological process (GO): protein folding
Cellular component (GO): endoplasmic reticulum
Source: RefSeq, a predicted model, not a curated record
CAGAACACUGCUGUCAAGGCUGUGGUGACCGCAGGGUGCCAGGAAGGGACUUCAUUUCUGGCUCUAGACGUCUUUAGAGUACUCAGCUGCCUGCAGUUCCCAUUCAGAUCGCAGGGGGAGCCAGGAGGCUACACUUCAGGCUGCAGUUUCCCUCCUGAGUCCUGCAGUGUUUGCUGCCCCAGCCUUGGCUCAGCCUCAGGGGCUCUGAGAGUGACCCAGCUUCCUGAAGGAUAGCCAUGGAGCUACUCUGGAUGCCCCUGCUGCUGGUGGCCUCUUGUGUCUCUGCUGAUCACAGCUCACCAGAGGUGGAUGCCAAUCUUUCCAGCAUCAACCUAACCAAGCCUUUGCACAUCCUGGAGGAUCACAAUCUGCUGGUGCUAACGCCUGCUGGUUUGACCCAGAUGCUGAACCAGACCCGCUUCCUUAUGGUGCUUUUCCACAAUCCAUCCUCAAAGCAAUCCAGGAACAUGGCCGAGGAGCUGGGCAAAGCUGUGGAGAUCAUGGGCAAAGGCAAGAACGGGGUCGGCUUUGGCAAAGUGGACAUCACCAUAGAGAAGGAGCUUCGUCAAGAGUUUGACAUUAAGAAGGCCCCGGAAUUGAAACUGUUUUUUGAGGGAAACAGAUUGGAGCCCAUCAGCUGUCAAGGAGUCGUUGAAUCUACAGCCUUGGUUGUUUGGUUGAGAAGACAAAUUAGCCAGAAAGCAUUUUUAUUCAACAACAGCCAGCAGGUGGCAGAGUUUGUGAAAGCCAGGCCCUUGGUCAUUGUUGGCUUCUUCCAGGAUUUAGAAGAAGAAGUAGCAGAGUUGUUCUUUGAUGUGAUCAAAGACUACCCAGAACUAACGUUUGGAGUGAUAACGAUUAAAAAUGCUGUUGGCCGUUUCCAUGUCACUCUUGACAGUGUCCUGGUGUUCAAAAAGGGAAAAAUUGUGAACCGCCAAGAGCUUAUUAAUGACAGUAACAACAAACAUGACCUCAAUCAAGUCAUAAAACAGCACCUUACAGAUUUAGUGAUUGAAUACAACAGUGAGAAUAAGGAUUUGAUUUAUGAAUUGAACAUCCUCAAUCACAUGCUGCUCUUUGUCUCCAAAAACUCUGAAUCAUACAGUGUCAUAAUUCAACAUUAUAAACUGGCAUCGAAGGAAUUCCAAAAUAAGGAACAUGAUGGUUUAGCUGCCUUUUUGAUGGACUUUGCUCCACUAGAAGUGGUGAGGGCAGUAUGGGAGCACUUGGCUUGGAGUGCCCAGCACAUUGAAGUAGACAAUAUUGGUUGA